Molecule: messenger RNA, 488 nt
Organism: Python bivittatus (Burmese python)
Lineage: Eukaryota; Metazoa; Chordata; Lepidosauria; Squamata; Pythonidae
Source: RefSeq, a predicted model, not a curated record
UCAGCUUUGCUGCUCCUCUAUGAUGUCACAAACCGAGCAUCCUUUGACAACAUCCAGGCUUGGCUGACAGAAAUCCAUGAAUAUGCAAAGCAAGACGUGGUCCUGAUGCUGCUGGGAAACAAGGUGGAUUCAACCCAGGACCGAGUGGUGAAAAGAGAAGAUGGGGAGAAUUUAGCAAAGGAAUACGGGGUGCCCUUCAUGGAGACCAGCGCCAAGAACGGCUUGAAUGUGGACUUAGCCUUCAUGGCCAUUGCCAAGGAGCUGAAGCACAGAUCGAUGAAGCUGCCCAGCGAGCCCCGGUUCAGACUCCACGACUACGUCAAGAAGGAGGUGAAAGGCGCUGGGUGCUGCCGGUCAUAAACUCUCUGGGGCCCCGUCCAGGCUGCGCCUCUUCCGCGAGACUUGCCGCCAGCAGCCCACCUCGCCUACCGCAUCCGUCUGCGACUCUUGUUCUCCUUCCUUGCUGCACAAGCUCUACAAAUCUCUUC